UGACAAUGAGGCUGAUCCUAUACGGCUUCGUUCUCAGCAUUCUAGCGUUGUCUCUCGCGUCCGGUGUCGCUUCGCCAGACCAGCCCGGAAACAGUCGUGUUACCAACGACAGUCUCUGCCGCUGUGAACAGCCGCACGAACACAUUUAUCCCGGGAGAGGUCGCGCUGAGGAGAUUUUGGCGUUCGAUUCGGAGGACCCCACGCAAACGGAGACCUUGCGGGUUGAGAGCGGUGGUGUGACAAUACUACCAACGUACCACCCCGCUUGUUCCUCUCAAACGCUUUUAUCGCACUACUUCGUCCCAAAUAAACUGUUUUCGUGCACUGAUCAAAACGAGAUGGAGCAAACGAAUGGACACUCUCACUUUAGGAAUCUUAGAAAAAGCAUGGGCAAGGGAGGCAGUAGCGGCAAAAGUGGCAGCAAAAGUAGCAAGAGUGGGAAAGGUAGUACUAGUAGCAAAAGUAGCAAGAGUGGCAAAGGUGGAAGCAAGAGCUCGAAAAACAGCAGUAAAUCCAGUAGCGAAUCCGAUGACGAUGGCAAAGGAAAAAGUAUGAAUACCCCCUUUCCUAAGACGCCAUCUCCCAGUGGUACUCCUACCCCAUUUACAACGGCUCCAACAGCCCUCCCAACUUUGGUGGAUGCUAUUAUCCCUUUUACCGAGGCCCCCACCUCCGCGCCAUCGUCGAAAAUGGAGACGCCCUCCGACACUCCGUCAAUGGUGCCAUCUGACAUUCCAUCUGUAAUGCCUUCUACUGAUACUUUGCCGUCGCUGUCACCCCAACCAACGACAUCGGAAACCCCCUCAUUUACCCCUACGGUAUCCCUUAGACCAACACUUAUAUCUGAAAACACCUCAACAUCUCCGUCGGAAAAUCCCUCAUCGCUUCCGUCGCAAUUUCCUUCCUCAUCUCCGUCUACUACUCCCUCGUCCGAGCCUUCAGCAUUUCCAUCACAAAUUCCUUCAUCUUUGCCCUUAAUUUUGGGAACUCAAGAAGAUUCACUAAACUCAGAAGGGAAUGCUACUAAUCUCAAUGCGGUCGCGGUGGAAAGCAUUGAAGUAGCAACCAAUAGUCCGAGUGUUUUGAGCCAGGAACAAGCAUUUUCUUUAUUCUCGGCCCGGACAAGCAAUCAGUGCCAACCCUUUUCGGUUUACGCAAAAUGUGAUCGAUCGAACCCCUUGUCAUUUGCCCGUGCCGCAUCCGUCAGUCAAACGUGCACCGAUUUUAACGUCCCAUCUACCACCGAAGGAGAAGAUAGCAUGAGCGGCAGCUAUGACACCUGGAGCGGAACACUACUCCCACAGCCUAUGGUUUUGCGGCGAGGGGACGUCAUUGUGGGCUAUGCCUCUUUUUUUUCAGAUCCCUCAAGUUGUGCGGUUCAAUUGAGCGAACCGUUUACUCUGGUUAGGAGCGUGUGCCACGUUUCCCCCACCUUCCCUCAAAGCAACGGCGAACUAUCGACAUCGCCUGACGAUUUUCAAAAUGUUGGUUGCGUGACCGCACCAGGUUCUCAAUGUAUUGUGAUGGCGUAUGCUGAAGUGACAAGAAAAGGCUGCAAGCUCAAUAAAUUAUAG
Molecule: messenger RNA, 1574 nt
Organism: Phaeodactylum tricornutum CCAP 1055/1
Lineage: Eukaryota; Bacillariophyta; Bacillariophyceae; Surirellales; Neidiaceae
Exons: 2
Coding region: 6-1574 (522 amino acids)
Source: RefSeq, a predicted model, not a curated record